Messenger RNA from Rhodofomes roseus, 1158 nucleotides. RefSeq lists its product as uncharacterized. The coding region runs from base 191 to 1114 and encodes 307 amino acids. The transcript has 2 exons. NCBI's taxonomy places the organism in Eukaryota, Fungi, Basidiomycota, Agaricomycetes, Polyporales, Fomitopsidaceae. The record is from RefSeq and is a predicted model, not a curated record.
AAGGAAGGCGCGCGGGCCCUGCAGCCACAUCUGUGGCCACGGGAAUUCGAAAUAAACAAAGGCAACUGAACUCGCGUAGUAAACCUCAGCAACUUUCCCCGCAUCGUGGCUCUUGACUUUCUUUCUCUCACACUUCACGACUUGUUCAACACUCUUUGCGCGGCUGGAAGCUCGGCGCGUCCAAUAACUUAUGCUCUCCACUAUCAAAUCUCGAUUUACCUCCGAGCCACAGGCGUCCUCGCUCCCGGCGCUCCUCGCGUCGUGGCCGGCGGAAACAGCGCCACCGCGUUUCCUAGGCAAGCCCAAGAAAGACCUCCCGGUCGACACCUGGCUCGUCAAAGUCGCGGAGGCCUGCGUUGCGAAGGGUAUACCGCAGAAGCUAUGGCACGAAGUCGCCCGGCACUACAUGAGCGACGACGCGCGCAAACGCGUCGAAGAGGUGGAGCAAGUUAUGCGAUGCGCGUUUGGCCACUCGUGGGGCUGGAAGUGGCAUACCUUCGGUGUUGCCCUCAAGAACAUCGCAGGGAACGUUGAUCGUAAGAAGACGGAGGCUGUCAAAGUCCAGCGGAAGUCUACCGGCUCUUGGUGGAUCAUCGGCCGUGGCGGUGACAAAGGCAGCAAGGUCAAGACCAAAGAGCCUCUCCCCGUGCCCGGCUUCAUCGCGAGGAUCACGCAGAAGUCCAGCACCAGCACCCCGACCGUCAGUGCUCCAUCCUCGACGUCCCAGAAGCAGGCCCCGAAACAGACUGGCUCCAAGCUGCUGAAGGCCCAGCCGACCGCGGCAGCGCCGCCCAAGGUGGCAGCGCCCUCCGAGUCUCUCGUCACGCGCUUGGCCACAACCCUGCGCCUCAAGGACCCGCCACCCCCGCCGCCCACCACGCUCACAGCACAAGUCCCAGUGUGGCUGCUCGCCGCCUCGGAGGCCAUCUUCGCACUCACGCCGGACACGACGAGCACCAUGUCCAUUCUCGCCGCGGUCUUGAUCACCGUGGGCUCCAUACCAGCGCUGCCCUCCGUGGCCGCCGGCACCACGGCCACCGCGCUUGGGGCUGUUGCGGUUGGGCUGGGGACGAUGCUGAGGGAGAGGGCUCUGGCCGCGGCGGAUGAUAAGUAGAGAAGUGCUAUGAGGCUUGGGAUAUCAGGUGGAUCGGUCUUUGG